Messenger RNA from Balaenoptera acutorostrata (minke whale), 5391 nucleotides. Its product is annotated as ATP-binding cassette sub-family A member 17-like. Gene Ontology annotation, cellular component: intracellular membrane-bounded organelle; membrane. The record is from RefSeq and is a predicted model, not a curated record. Gene Ontology annotation, biological process: transmembrane transport; lipid transport. Gene Ontology annotation, molecular function: ABC-type transporter activity; lipid carrier activity; ATP hydrolysis activity. Lineage: Eukaryota; Metazoa; Chordata; Mammalia; Artiodactyla; Balaenopteridae.
CCCACGUACCGUAACGAAGAGUAGGCCCCGCUCGCCACAACUAGAGAAAGCCUGUGUGCAGCAACGAAGAUCCAACACAGCCAAAAUGGUGAUCCCUCCUCUUCAGCUAGAAAAAUGACGAUGUUCAGGAACUUAAAACUUCUUCUCUGGAAGAAUUUCAUUUUAAAGAAACGAAAGACUCUGGUAACUGUCCUUGAAAUCUUGAUGCCAUUACUAUUUUCUGCAAUUGUAAUGUAUCUUCGUUUUGGUAGUUUGCCAAGAAAUAGACCUUCUUUCGACUACUGUGCAAUUGAUAUCACUUCACUGCCAGAAUUCUUCAAUCAAUAUCCUCUGAAAAAUAGAUUUCAACUAGUUUAUAUCCCUUCCAAAAGUGAAACUUUGAAGAGUAUCACUGAAAGUGUGGAAAAAACCUUUGGCGUUAAGUUUGAAGUUCUAGGCUAUCCUUCAGUACCUUCAUUUGAAAAUUACAUAAUUCAGGAUCCCAAAGCUUUCUACGUAUUGACUGGAAUUGGUUUUGAUCAUGACUUCAGUGACAGCAAGGAGCCCUUGCCACUUGAGGUUAAGUAUUACUUGCGCUUCAGUUGUUUUCAGAGGAAUUAUUUAUUCUUGAGGCUAAUACUCCAUGAAGAUGACUUUCAAGGCUGGAGUACAUCCUAUCUUUAUCCUCCUAACCUAAACCAAGAACCCUGGGACUAUGGACUUUCCGAUGGGGGAUCCCCUAGAUACAACAAAGAAGUCUUCCUGGCCAUACAGCGUGCAACAGAUAAAGCCAUUAUGUGGCACCACACUCCCAAUGAGACGACCAAGUUGUUUGAGAGUCUCAAUGUGCUUCUGAAGAGAUUCCCACCUGGAGCCUGUGUCCAGGACAGUUUCUUCCUGGUCCUUCAGAAUGAGUUCCCUCUUUUCCUCAUGCUCAGCUUCAUCUGCAUUGAGCUCACCACCAUCAAUUCCAUUGCACUGGAGAAAGAGAGAAAACUGAAGGAGUUUAUGUGUAUGAUGGGGCUGCACAACUGGCAACACUGGGUUGCUUGGUUCACCAUAUUCUCCAUUUCUGCCUUCAUUGUUGUUUCUUUCAUGACCAUUCUCUUCUGCACAAAGGUAAAUGAUGUGGCAGUGUUCAAAAACAGUGACCCUAGUUUGAUAUUUGUGUUUCUAAUGUAUUUUGCAAUUGCCACAAUUUUCUUUGCAUUCAUGAUCAGCACAUUCUUCCAAAAAGCUCAUGUUGCAACCGCCUCCAGAGGCAUCAUCUUCUUCUUCACCUACCUCCCAUACCUGUACCUCACUUUCAGCUACAACCAAAGGAGUCACUUCCAAAUGAUUGCCUUUUAUCUCCUCUCCAAUGAUGCCAUGGCACUGGGAGGCUGAUUAAUCUCCACAUAUGAGACAAAAGGCACAGGCAUCCAAUGGAGGAACAUGGGCAGUAUAGGAGGAGAGUUUAACUUCACUCAGGUGCUGCUGAUGCUACUGCUGGACUCUCUCUUAUAUGGCUUGGUGGCCUGGUAUGUGGAGUCCGUCUUCCCAGGGGUGUAUGGUACACCCAAACCUUGAUACUUCUUUCUCAUGGUGAAACCUAUAUCCCUUACGAAUUCAGUGCUGGAGUUGGGGGAUCCUCAGAAAGCUCUGUAAAGCAAGUUCAUUCAGGAAGAGCCUACUGAUUUGAUAAAAGGAAUUGAAAUCCAACCUCUAUACAAGGUGUUCUACAAGGGAAGGGAUGAACACAUGGCAGUCAAAGAUCUGACCAUGAACCUGUACCAAGGGCAGAUCACUGUUCUCCUGGGGCACAAGGGAGCAGGCAAAACCACCACCUGCGGCAUGCUCACAGGUCUUAUUUCCCCUUCAAGUGGACAGGCAUAUAUCAAUGGAUAUGAAAUUUCUCAAGACAUGCUUCAAGUCCGGAAGAGCAUGGGCUGGUGCCCCCAGCAUGAUAUCUUGUUUGAUAACUUGACUGUAGCAGAACAUCUUUAUUUCUAUGUUCAGCUGAAAGGCUUGUUGUGCCAGAAGUGCCCUGAAGAAAUCAAAUGCGUGCUGCACAUCCUCAGUCUGCAGGACAAACGGGACUCCCGGAGCAGGUUCCUGACAGGGGGAAUGAGGCGCAAGCUCUCCAUUGGCAUCGCCCUCAUCGGCAUCGCCCUCAUCGGCAUCGCCCUCAUCGCAGGCUCCAAGGUGCUGAUGCUGGACGAGCCAACCUCAGGCGUUGACGCCAUAUCCAGGAGGGCCAUCUGGGACCUUCCUCAGCAGCACAAAAGUGACCGCAUCAUCCUGCUGACCACCCACUUCAUGGAUGAAGCUGACCUGCUGGGGGACCACAUUGCCAUCAUGGCCAAGAGGGAGCUGCAGUGCUGCGGGUCAUCUCUGUUCCUGAAGCAGAAAUACGGUGCAGGAUAUUAUAUGACUUUAGUGAAAAAACCUCACUGUAAUACAGAGAAGAUUUCUCAUCUGAUUUAUCAGCACACACCAAAUGUAAUUUUCCAGUCUAGCACUGGUGAAGAAAUAACAUUUAUACUUCCUAAAGAGAGCGUGCACAGGUUUGAAUCUCUAUUUACUGACUUGGAACUGAGGCAGGAAGAGCUGGGCAUUGCCAGCUUUGGGGCCUCUGUCACCACUAUGGAAGAAGUCUUCAUUUGGUAAGCAAAGUUGUGUGACCCAUCAACCAAUGUUCUUCUUCCCUCCUUCCAUUCUCACCCGCUGGUUAGCAGAGUUCCUGUUAACAGAAUUAAACGUCUUCAUUCAAGGAUUUUCUCAAUACGGUCCAGCCUACCAAACCAACCAAACACUGGGUUCAGCCUUCUCUGCCAACAGUUCUAUGCCAUGUUCUUGAAAAGGGCUACAUAUUCUUGGUGCAACUCGAUGAUGAUGCUGUCAAUACAGAUCCUGGUACCUCUGGUGAUCCUUAUGGUCAGCCUCUCAUUCCUCAACUUCAGUACAAGCAUGGAAAAUGUCCCAUUGGAGUUGACCCUACAAACAUAUGGUCAAACUAUUGUUCCAUUCUUUAUUUCUCUGAAUUCCAGGCUGGGUCCUCAGCUUUCAGAACAUUUUACAGAUAUGCUCAUGGCUGAGGAACAGAUUCCUCUGCAGCUCAUGGGGAACGUAGAGCCAUUCCUCCUGAAAAAGUUAGAGGAGGAGCCCAAGGUCUUUGAUCAGAACUACCUAGUGGCAGCUUCCUUUGAAGACAUGGGGAACCACACCAUAGUGACAGCGCUGUUCAACAACCAGGCGUACCAUUCCACUGCCCUGGCGCUGGCACUGGUGGACAAUGUCCUCUUCAAGUUGCUUUCUGGUGCCAAGGCUUCAAUAACGGUAUUCAACCACCCUCAACCUCAGUCAAACAGGGAGACCUCGGAGAAUAUCUUGUACGAGGGUCCUAAAGGACAUUAUCUUGUUAUCAACUUACUUUUUGGAACAGCUUUCCUGUCUAGCUCUUUCUGCAACUUGACAGUCAAAGAGAGAUGCAUCAAGACCAAGCAGGUCCAGUUCAUCAGUGGCAUUUACGUGGCUACUUUCUGGCUCUCGGCUCUACUGUGGGACCUCAUCUCCUUCCUCAUCCCCACUCUGCUGCUGCUGGUGGUGUUUUUGUACUAUGAUGAAGAAACUUUUACACACCCGGAAAACAUCCCUGCUGUUGUCUUGAUGCUAAUGCUGUAUGCCUGGGCGAUCAUCCCCUUCAUCUACCUGACCAGCUUCUGCUUUGACAGUGCGGGUAGCGCCUGUGUUAAGCUCAUCAUCACGCUCACCUCUAGCAUCGGCCCCCUUGUUCUCGUCUCAGUCACAAGUGAAAAAGAUCUAGGCUACACAAAAGUCUCAGAGUCUUUGGAUCACACAUUCCUACUGCUUCCAGGCCACUGCCUGGGGAUGGCUUUCUCCAACUUACAUUACAGCUUUGAACUACAGAAGUUUUGCAAUGCCAAGAGCCUGAACCAGACUGAGUGCAAUCAAGUUUCAGAGGGAUAUGUGGUCCAAAAGAACAUCUAUGCCUGGGAGUCUCUAGGGAUGGGGAAGUAUCUGAUAGCCCUUGCCAUCUCAGGACCUGUGUACCUCAUCCUGCUUUUCCUCAUUGAAACCAAUGUCUUGUGGGAACUGAAAGCCAAGUUUUCUGGCUUCAACAGGAAGCAAAAAUUGCAGGUAGUUUUGCACAGUGCGGAGUCCACGCCUGGAGACCAAGAUGUGGAAGAAGAAGAGAAAAUGAUCGAGACCUUUUUGGAAAAUUUUUGUAAGAAAAAUCCACUGGUUCUUAAAGGAGUGUCUAAGGUCUAUGCCAAGAAGUUACCCCCACUGGCUGUGAACAAGGUUUCCUUCACUGUUCAAGCCGAAGAAUGCUUUGGCCUUCUUGGCCUCAAUGGAGCUGGGAAAACUUCCAUUUUCAAAAUGCUGACUGGGGAAGAGCCUAUCACCUCUGGGGAUGCCUUUGUCAACGGCCUCAGCAUCAGGUCUGACUUGGGGAAGGUGCGGCAGUGGAUUGGCUACUGUCCCCAUUUUGAUGCCCUGCUGGACCACAUGACGGGCAAGCAGACACUGGUCAUGUAUGCCCGGCUCCGGGGCAUCCCCGAGCACCACAUCAGUGCCUGUGUGGACCAAAUUCUUGAUGAUUUACUCAUGUACAUGUACGCUGACAACCUGGUGAAGACCUACAGCAGUGGCAACAAGCGGAAGCUGAGCGCCGACAUUGCCUUGCUUGGAGAGCCCACGGUUAUCUUCCUGGACGAGCCGUCCACUGGCAUGGACCCCGUGGCCUGGAGCCUGCUCUAGGGCACCGUCGCGAGAGCCCGCAAGUCUGGCAAGGCCAUUGUCAUCACCUCCCACAGCAUGGAGGACUGUGAGGCCUUGUGCACCCAGCUGGCCAUCAUUGUGCAGCGUCAGUUCAAGUGCCUGGGCAGCCCACAUCACCUCAAGAGCAAGUUUGGCAGUGGCUACUCCCUAUGGGCCAAGAUCUGGAGUGACAGGCAGCAGGAGGCCCUGGAAGAGUUCAAGGCAUUCGUGGACCUGACCUUCCCAGGCAGCGUCCUGGAAGAUGAGCACCAAGGGAUGGUCCAUUACCACCUGCCUGGCAAUGACCUCAGCUGGGCGAAGGUGUUUGGCAUUUUGGAGCAAGCCAAGAAAAAGUACAUGUUGGAAGACUACUCAGUCAACCAGAUCUCUCUGGAGGACAUCUUCCUGAGCUUCACCUGCCCUGUAGAAGACCACGUCGGGGUCCCCGCUCCGAGACCCCGGGCUCGGAGGCGCGGCCGGUCAGCUCAGACCUUCACUGACAAACCAUUGCAUGCCGUGGCCUCCGGUCGCCGGGACCUCUUGCCGCCGAGUCAACCGCAAUGCCUAAGCCCAGAACAGGCCAGGUCCACGCGGGCCGGAGCGGAUUCAGAGACGCCGCUGCAGCCGGCCCAGAGCCACGCUGCUUAG